AUAUCUCGAUCAUGGCUGAAAAUUUUUGUCAUUUGACAAUCUUAAUCGAAUCUGUACACACAUUCUUCGGUUGUUUAGGUUCAUAAUAUCAGUCAAACAGGAAUUUCAAAAGUCUGUCCAAACCCAUGCUCUACGCUGGAAAUUAAAGGAUCUUCGUUAUUGCCUGACAGGAUUUUAUUGUCAACUUGUGUAAGUGCUGUUAAUGUUAAGAAAUUUAAGAUAGUUGGUGUUUUACCGUCUUAUAAUUAAAUGUAGAUGUGGAGGAAUCAUUUAAGAAUGCUUUUCACUUGAGGGCUUUCAUACUGUACGUACGUACGUAAAAGUUAAAAUCUUUCUAAAUUUUAUUAUUCUUGACUUGCAAUGAUAUGGGCGACAGCCAUGUUGGUCCUUUUCAACAAGAGAGUUCAUUAACUUCUUUUGAAUUUGGCACCAACAUGGCCGCCGUGCCAUUGUCUUCUAAUUCUUAAGGGGUUGAUUGCAAGUCAGGAAUAUCUCAACUCCCCUUUGUCUGGUCAUCACAUUUGCUGACUUAAUAAGUGAUGCCGACAAAGGAAAAACAAAUCGCCUUCGAACAAAUAGGCCCUUCCAAGGUUAAGGACGCCAUCUUAAAUCUAUUGUUUUCACCAUUGUGUUAGCACCCCUUGCACUAUUGGAAUUGUGUUUCAUUAUGGCGUCGUUAACCUUGGAAGGGUCUAUUUAUUUGCCUAGUGGAAAACGGGCUUUACAUACAGUAUAUAAGCGCGUUUUGCGCAAAACGCGCGAACUAUUAAAGUGUCUAAAUAUUUCUGAAGGUGUCAACAAAAUAUCGACUUACAUGUACUGUUUAUUUUAGUUCGGUGUCCAAGAGCUUCGAAAAGAAGUCGGUGGCAGCUCAUGUAGGUUUUCAUUUUGCAUGUAAAUGAUACACACAUUUAUGCUUAAAUUUCGUUAAAAAUAUUCUACCUCGAACCUAUCUCAGUAUAUAUCACCGAACUUUCUAUUCCAGACAUGUCUAAGAUUGUCCUUCGUCAGUGUAUUCGAAAGAUUGUUGCACCACCACAAGCAGUUCCUGGAGCUAUUAAGAUUCUUGCCAUUGAAGAUUCUUCCGAUAAAGUAUUUCUAUCGAAUGUCAUAACGGGUAACAACUUGAUAAUAUUAAUAAUUAUUAUACAUUCCAACUUUCUUCGCGUUCCUGAUUGGUCAACCAUCGCCGAUUCAUUCUAACAUUUCCAAAUACCAUAUAAUUCUAGGAUCUGAGCUAGAGUUUUUUGAAUUGCAAGAUAAGAAAGAUAGAACAUUGUGCGAAUUUCUUGCAUCGAUUAUCGGUCAAGGAGGUAAGAAGAACUGAAAAACUUUCAUGUCUAAUAUCUAAUGGACAAUUUGCAUGUUAGACUAAUUUUAAUGUAAGUAAAGAGAAGGGUAUCAAACACCACAGCUAACAAGAACAUAAUGAAAUUAGUAAAAUUGCAAAAAUGGGUGGGAAAUGUUGUAAAGCUUAGAAAGUAUAGCCUUGCAAAGUUUGCAGAUUUUGUAUAUGUUUGUAUUACACACGAAAAUUGUUACCAUUUUCGGCCCAAAAAUGGUAAGAUUUCUCGCACGUAAUACAAACAUAUACAAAAUAUGCAAACUUCGCAAGGCUAUAUUUUCCGUAUAUUACAACAUUUCAUAACCAAAUUUGCUAUCAGUUUUACUAAUUUUAAUAAGUUCUUUUCGGGAAUUUACUUUUUUUUUUCCUAGAUCAAAAAUUAGUCUAACAUGCAAAUUGUCUAUUAAUUCUUUUUAAUUUAAAGGAGAGAGUCGACGUGGAAAGCUUUUUGUAGCGCGUAUAGUAUCGCUUUAUUUUUAGCCGAUUGCACUAUUCACGAUGCGACAAUCAAUUUGAUUCCGAACGUUUUGUACGUGUUCCUGGUUUCACACUCGUCGGAUUAUUUUAUUGUGGGGUAUUCCAGUAAGUUCUUUAAUUUCAUUUUUAAGUUCGUUAAACUCAUGCGCCCUACUUUAUUACAGUACAGUAGUUUACUCAGUAGUUUAUUGCGUCACUCUAAGAAAUCACGCGAUGUUUACAGUCGUCAGAAUUUGCCAGAAAACAGCGUAUUGAAUUUAUAUGUAGUUUUAGCAGUUUUGAACGUUUGCCAUCCAGAAUGGCAGACGUCAAAUAAUAGAUAGCUUAAGAUCUAUACGACGUCGACGUCAGCUAGGACGUCAGGGCUAUGCAGAGGACUGGGACUAGGAUGUCGUCCUAAUGUAAUCCCAGUCCUCUGCUUAGCCCUGACGUCCUAGCUAACGUCGACGUCGUAUAUCUUAAGCUAUCUAUUACACCCUUUCGAUAAUUACAGUAUGUCAUUUGGCCUGGGAGCCUCGCUCUCAUCAAUCGUGAGCCAAUCACCUUGCGUAAUUUGCUAAUAAGAGCAAGGCUCCAGGACCAAAAAGUAUGUGUGACGUAAUUAUCGAAAGGGUACAUGUAUUACAUCAAGUUAUGUGUUGUGACGUCACUUGGAAGGGCUGAAUACAAAUUUGUAUGUAUCAGAAGGGAUAAGUUACUAUUUAGUUUAUCGGUGUCUUCUCUUUCAUUUAGAUAAUGAAUGGGAUAAACUAUUCAGUUUCCCUUCAACUUUACCAAACAUUAGUCGAGGUUUGUGAGAAAAUGUUAGCAUUUUUUGUGGUUGAAUAUUGCCAUCAAUAUAUAUAUAACCAUUGUAUCACAGAAAACCACAAUACUCGUAUGCUCUGAAUAUUCGUCUAGCUAUCCAAUAGUUGUGCUAUGCCACAACACACAGUAUGUUGCCCAAGCACAUCUGUAUUCUGGACAAAAAAGUUGUGUUAUUCCAACACAUCUUUUUAAAUACAUUUUGUUAGAGACAAAUGUAUAGAGUAAGGCUAUAUUUGAGAUGAAUGUAUAGAAUAAGGUGAUACUAUGGCAGUAUAUAUGUAGAAAGAUCCUGGGUACGAGGUUGAGUAUGUACAUGUAAUCAUGUGGGGAACAAUUAUAUAUGUACUUUUGAACCUGGAUACCAAUCAAGAAAUUAUGAUAAAAACAACUAUAACUUUAUUUGCUCUAUUCCCUCAACCUGUGAAUAAAAGUAAUGUCCACUGCUCAGGUCUGUUACCAGGAGCAAGGGCGGAUUUUCAUAUAUUUAAAAGGAGGGGUAGAAAAAUUUCUGGUCGGGGGUGCAAGCGGCACCACUCAGUGAGCUUCGGCAUGGUUAGGCGUUUGGGUUAAAACCUAUUGAACAAAAUAGGAGGGGUGAAGUGAAAUUUUGGUGGGAUUGAACACUUUAUUAGAGGGGUUAGACCCCCGGCCCCUAAGACAGUUAAAUGUCGUGCUUUCACGUGAUACAGUAUGUUGUUGUCCAAUGAGGCAUGAAGGUAUGAACUUUGACACUUAGUAUGUACACUAAAUAAAUAGUCCCUACCUUUUAUUUGAUGCAGGUAAUGAUGAACAUGGAAAUCACUGGACAUUGCUAGAUUCAUCUACCUCUGGAAGUUUGCCUGUUUAUUUGAAUGGUAUUUCUUUUACUCGGAAUACUGGCAGUAACCUUUUCGUGUGGGGAAAUGUUCUCUUCUACAGGUAAAGUGAUAUGGUACGCCUUCAGGGUCGAAUUACAGUAAGAUUCGCGCCAUAUACUUACAGUAUUUAGCACUAUUCUGUUGCUACAACUCUCGGUUCUUUAGACUUUUUUGCUUUCAUUCAAAUUUGCUGAAUAUACUGUAGGCAGCCUACCAAUGCUUUCAUGGUUGUAAAAUUUUUGUUACCGCUUUGAGAUAUUCAAUCGCCGUCCAAACGCGUGUGAGUUGUGUGGGUUUCCCGUAACAAUUGUGACUGCCAGCUCUCGUCAACUCUCAUCCUCGUUUGACCUGGGCUUACGGAUUUGUUAGUAUAGGUUUCUUAGGCGUUGGUGUUUCCCAAAUUCUAAUUUGAUCGUUUCUUUUCAACUUUAGUCCCAAUGCAGGCGAGAACUUCUUUUGGUUAUGGGAUUAUAACCACGAAUCGAACAUCACAUUGUUUACCUCUGCAGAAGACGGUUCAUAUGCAUUUUUGACAGACUCGCAACAGGUGUAUAAAAGAAUCUUGAUUGUUAUAUAUCAGAACUCCGUUAUAAAAUCAACUUGUUAUGGUCAGUGUGGAUCAUAACGGUCGGCAAUUGGCUAUUUAUUGUGAAAUAAAAACACUAAAUGGCCAAUUAAUUUCAUUCUGCACGGAAAUUUAAUUUGGUGCUCUUCAAAAAGCAUAAAAGCAAGAUUAAGGAACAUAAAACAAACUCUUGGCUUCGCGGUGACAGGCAUGAAAAAAAUAUGCAUGCUGCGCAUGUCACAAAUUUGACCAUUGUUAGUACCAGACACGCCGAAAAUAUGAAAACAGUAUCCGUUGGACCAAGAAUUUUUCGGUUUGCUAUUAAUAUAAAUAUUAAAAGUAGCUGACCGACCAUUGGCCAAUUACCAUGAAGCAACUCUACAUUUGAUCGAUCAGACGUUUGUCAGACUGGCGAAAUUGUUAAUCCACAUUGGCCAUGACUACAGUAUAUGGUUGGUAUCAAUUUCCUAUCUGUCUGUACGUUACUAUAGCUUUUGUUCGCGGCACCAAAAAUGCAUAACAGAUGUAGCAUACCAAUGCAUUUGAUAGAUUGUUGAUGUAAUAAUGAAACCUGAUAAGAACAGAAGACAGUAUUUGUUGGUCUAUCGUCUAUCUGGACUAAAUGAAUGCUGAGAAACAGCCUAACAGAAAAAGCAUGUGGAACGCGCUCCGAUUCAUGCGUUCGCAUCUCUUAAAACUCUAUCGCCUAAUUUCUAUACUUCCUGACAUUUGUUUUUUUUUGUUAAGGUUUGGUGGGGUCACACAGACACUGCCGCAGUUCAUUAUCUGGAGACCGCAAAUGAAUGGAAUAUUGGCGUAAUGACUAGUCAAGAGUCGGAUUCAUGUGCAGGAUCCUUCAAUAUCCUCUCAUUGUUUUAUGAUGCUUCUGGGCAACUGUGGAAGGUAAGCAACAUAUCUUUGUAAACUUUCUUAUCUUUAACAGAUGAUAGGAUGAUAGUACCCCACUAAAUAGUGAAUAUGCGUUUCACCUCUCUGCAAGUAGUAGAAGAACGUCUCCAGUUUGAAUUACAGUAAACAUAGCGUGAUAGCGAAUAACUUGUAGUUCACAGUGUCACACCGCCCAUGUAACAUACUGUUUACAAUUUAGGGGCCAUGCAAAAUUUAUUGUACCCCCGGGCCAGAGCAAAUCAAUUUUGAAUGUUAAAAAAAGCAAGCCCGUUUAGGUUGGUGUGAUAAAAAUCUCGGAACUUUGCUAAAAAAGUUGCUGUCCCGUACUACUAUCAGUUUGAAUGAAAGCUUGUGUAGCUGUGCUUACCAUAGAGCUGCUUAUCAUACUGUAUGUUCAGCUGGAGGAAAUCGCUGAAAUGUGCAAGAGGUCUGACACUGCGACCCCUUCGAGUCUGAACUUCUCCUAAAGGGAAUAAACCGCGCCCUGACCUCUCACUUGUAGUUAUUUGAUCACCUUCAUGGGUACCACACCUUGUAAGGCAGAAAAAAUAUGUGUGCCCCGCUUCUAUGCAGCUCAAAAAAAGUAUGUGCCCUUUUGCUUCGGCCCCGUAUAAAAUAAAUUUUGCAUGGCCCCUUAUCUAUCGUCUGGUGGUUGUGAUGUUGAAAUCGAGAGCCGGUUAUUCAAAGCUCGAGUUGGCAAUAAUUCUAGGUUAAAAAAUUUAACUCGCUAUUUUGGUAUACAUAUACUGUAUAUGCCUUUAGCCAUGGUUUAGCGAUAUACAGUAGGUAUACAAGAUUUCGGCAUACUUUACAGCCACGGUUUGUGGCCAUAAAGUAUACCAGAUUUCGGCAUACCUCAUAGCCACGAUUUGUUGCUAUACAGCAUGCCGACUUCGGCAUACCUUAUAGACACGGUAUACCUUAUAGCUACACACCGUGGCUCUAAUAUAAGGUAUGCCACAAACAGGCAUACUUUGUAGCCACAAUUAACCGUGGCUAUAAGGUAUGGAUUUCGGCAAACCUACGGUUUGUGGCUAUGAAAUAUGGCUGUUUUUGGCACAAAUUAUACUGAUCUGGACAAUAUUUCGGAUAUUUUAAAGUUUGCAAGCAAUCUGUUGGAAAGUUUGCCUUCAGGUUACUGGCUUCAGGUGUUGUUACUCUGAGUCCGACUUGAGUCCGUCGCAGGUUGGAUUCCCACCGCAAUCAACUCGAGCUAUGUUUCAACUUGCCUAGUGUUGACACACACACAUACAGUAACAAAAGUAGAGAAGGCCUCCAAAAGAAACCAAUUUAUCUACGUUUUCAGGUUAUUCAGUGUCAAAAUAAGACCUCUACCAUACCAUGCAUAUUCAGAAGCAAAGUAGCUAUCCGAGACAUCCUAUCACAUACCCAGCUGAUCCAUGAGCAAACCUCGUUAGAUGACGAUAUCAUCAACACGCCAUCAAUCUUAGAUUACGGAGCAACUUCAACCGUUCCUAAACAUUGUUUAAAAUACUCAAUCAUCUACCUAGCUCCUCAUACCAGCCAUCACCUGCAGCAUGUCGUUGAUGUUAUUGACGUGCCGUAUAUGGUAAACACUGUGCCUGUAUCUGUGGAUUUUCUCAAGGUAAUUAAGGCAAUAUGUAUUCUACAUUUUGUAUAGGGCCAAAUAAAAAUAAUAGUUGGUUUCAGGUUUCACAGCCAUUUUUACAUGGGUAGGAAGGUCGGAAAAACAUUUUAUUUAAAAAAAUAUUUUAUCUCAAAUAUAGCUACAAUUUCAAUAAAAUGUUUAUGGUCGGUCAUAUUUUUGACAGGUCGGUCAGAAGAAAUCUGAAACCAAUUACUAUUAUUUUUAGUUGGCCUGGGCAUUACUGUGAAUCUCAGAAUAUGUAAGUCUCUCCCUGCAUGAAAUUUCCUUUUACAAUCUCUACCCGCUGACUGACCUCGUGCUGCCUGUUUCAUUCUCCUCUAUACAUUUCUUGAUAUUUAGAUCUAUUUAUCACAAUUUGCUUUGUCUUCCUUGCGUCUGUUCCCCUUUAUCUCCAGUUUGUCUUUUAUAUAAUGUCGCUGGUCGACUGUCUUUCAUCUCUUCUAUUGUGUAUCAUCAUUGAUUUAUUUAUCUUGCCUCUUCAUUCAAGAAUCUUCUUUAUCUCCUCUUAUUACAUGUACGUGUAAACACAAUCUUAGCCUCGUUUCCCUCACCAAAGGAAUGUCCUCCACCCUAUAUCUAUUGAUCACUUCAUUCCAUAAUGUCUCUGACCAGCUCUCCUUCAUCUCUCUUCUCUCUCUCAUCAGUUAUUUCUUUAUCUUCCCUGUAAUGUCUACACCCAACAUCUUCUGAUUUUUUUAUUCCGUAAUGUUUUUCAUCCCCUCUUAUGACGUGUAAAUACAAUCACAUCCUUGUUUUCCUCACUCCUUCAGCAAUGUCUUCCACCCUAUAUCAUCCAUUUAUCACUUCAUUCCAUAAUGUCUCUGACCAGCUCUCUUUCGUCUCUUAUUAUAAUGUGCCCAUAUCAUCUCAGCCUUGUUUUUCCCACCUUGCACAUGCUUCUGACUGUUUUUGAAUAAAAAUUUCUCAAAAUCAAUUUUUCAUGAGGACAACACAAAGGAAACCACAUCGAUGUCUUAGAUUAUCCUAAGAGAAAUUUUGCCAAUGUCUCUUUUCAAAUGGGACGAAGUUGAUUUUUAUUGCAAUUUUCCUUCAAGGAGUACCUGGACAAUCAACGAGCUUCAUUGAGUCGCCCUAAUACCCUGGAUAUGUCUGACAUGAAAGAUGCGUUACCUCAGUACAUAUACCUGAAGAAAGGAGAAUCCUACAACUUCACAGUGACGAUGACUUUGGACAGCGGCCAUCCGAACCGUAAGUACCAUGUUGUCAUGCAAUAUCGAGUAUAGUGGUAUACAAACAGGUAACCGAGAAUGUCCUUUGUAUGGAGAAGUUUGAAGGAACUAUCAACAGGAUUCGAUAAUUUGUUUAUUACAUACAACGUACCCAAGGUACGUACUAUUUUUUCGGCCACGAAUAACAAAAGUCAAUGGUCACAGACUACAAACUGGAACGAUCAAAAUUCGAAAGCAUUUUCCAAGUCCUGCAUGAUAUAUUGGUAUGACAAAAAAUUCGAAUUAUCAAAUCGUGUUAUG
Messenger RNA from Paramuricea clavata, 8080 nucleotides. The record is from the annotation of a GenBank genome assembly. NCBI's taxonomy places the organism in Eukaryota, Metazoa, Cnidaria, Anthozoa, Malacalcyonacea, Plexauridae.